AUCAACGCAUUUUGACAUAUUUACAAAAAAUUCAAAUUAUUAACUAUUUACAUUUACUUACUUCUCAUAAAGUUAAUAAAGUUAUUUUAAUACCUAAUAAUUAAUGUUGUCAAUAAUGAACUUGGAAUGAUGGUAAGGAUCUAGAUCUAGAUAAAUUAGUCAACUGCGUGACAAGAAAACAUGGCCUGGGAUUUAACAUUGGAUUUUGAAUAUGUCGUGACGAAAAAAGAAGCGCCUCGCCUUUGUUUUGGAACCUGUCUGAGUAGAGAGGUGCUGCCUACCAAGGGCCCGUGUUUAAGUCCGUUUAUGAGAAGGAAUUUAGGUGAAAUAAGGCCUAAUUUGGGUCCUGGAUCUCAUGACGUAGACCGAGACGCCUUCUACGAUCUUCAACACAGGAUUUAUAGUAAACUUUACUAUGGACCAAAGACUCCGCGGUGGCUAACAAAACACGAGUAUCAACCGCCGCCGAGAGAACCACUUCCACCCAAACCGGUUCGUUACAACUGUGCAGCUUUCAAUUCUACUUCAAAAAGAAAGGGUUUAUUCAAAAGUAACGAUUAUCCUGCACCAUGUGAUUACUUGCCAGAGACUAAAAAGAGGCAAAUGCAAUAUUCGUACUGCUUUUCUGGAAAGAAGACUUUGAGGUGUCCUGUACAGAUAAAGUGCGUUCCGUAUAACUUAGACGCUUGUGGAGUUUGUGGCUGUUCUUGUUCAGCACAAGGAGAUUAUUGGCAAUUCGAAAAUAGAUUAUUUCUAUGCAGAGAUCAUUACAAUUUACUGUUCACUCACUGUCUCGCCAAAUUUCAAGGAGCAAAACUCGCUGAUUUUAAGUCUAUAAGGGAUUGUUUCUUCGCACAUGCGCACAAUAGUUGUAAGGCAGCAUUAAAAAUAAUGAAAGUGGAAGAAAUCCAAAAAAAACUUCGUAAAGAAGCUUAUCUCGACCUUUAUUUUCCACAGCGCCGAUUUUGUAAUAAUUAGUAGCACC
Messenger RNA from Leptidea sinapis, 985 nucleotides. RefSeq lists its product as uncharacterized. The coding region runs from base 181 to 978 and encodes 265 amino acids. The record is from RefSeq and is a predicted model, not a curated record. NCBI's taxonomy places the organism in Eukaryota, Metazoa, Arthropoda, Insecta, Lepidoptera, Pieridae. The transcript has 7 exons.